Molecule: messenger RNA, 3167 nt
Organism: Drosophila miranda
Lineage: Eukaryota; Metazoa; Arthropoda; Insecta; Diptera; Drosophilidae
Gene: tgo
Product: aryl hydrocarbon receptor nuclear translocator homolog
Exons: 2
Coding region: 257-2191 (644 amino acids)
Biological process (GO): regulation of transcription by RNA polymerase II
Cellular component (GO): cytoplasm; transcription regulator complex; nucleus
Molecular function (GO): RNA polymerase II cis-regulatory region sequence-specific DNA binding; DNA-binding transcription factor activity, RNA polymerase II-specific; protein dimerization activity
Source: RefSeq, a predicted model, not a curated record
AUAUUUUCUCGACACGGUAACACUGACACGCAGUAAACAGAGAUUUUGUACAGAUAAAAAAAAAAACAGGAAAAAAACUUGAUUUAAUGGUAAAAACGCGCAUAAAACAAUUGAAUAAAGGUGCUUAGGUGUGUUGAAAAUUAACCCGCUUAUAUUAAAUAGCAUAAGCGACCCAAAUACAAUUAAAGCAGAAGCAGCAGAAAAAGAAGCGCGAGCGAACUGAAGAAACUUUUGUGCCUAAUUACGUAUUCCAAUCAUGGAUGAGGCGAACAUACAGGACAAGGAGCGCUUUGCCAGUCGCGAGAACCACUGCGAGAUCGAGAGACGGAGACGCAAUAAAAUGACGGCCUACAUAACAGAGCUCUCGGACAUGGUGCCCACAUGCAGUGCGCUGGCCAGAAAACCGGAUAAAUUGACCAUACUUCGUAUGGCUGUGGCGCAUAUGAAGGCUCUGCGGGGCACUGGGAACACCAGCAGCGAUGGCACCUACAAACCCUCCUUUCUUACCGACCAGGAACUGAAGCAUCUAAUCCUGGAGGCCGCUGACGGGUUCCUCUUCGUGGUAUCCUGUGAUUCGGGUCGCGUGAUCUACGUUUCCGACUCGGUGACGCCCGUGCUGAAUUACACCCAGAGCGACUGGUACGGCACCAGUCUGUACGAGCACAUACAUCCCGAUGACCGCGAGAAGAUUCGCGAGCAGCUCUCCACCCAGGAAUCACAGAAUGCGGGACGUAUCCUGGAUCUCAAAUCGGGCACGGUGAAAAAGGAGGGACAUCAGUCUUCGAUGAGAUUGAGCAUGGGCGCCCGUCGCGGUUUUAUUUGUCGCAUGCGCGUGGGUAAUGUCAGCUCCGAUUCCAUGGUAUCGGGACAUCUGAAUCGCCUGAAGCAGCGCAACUCCCUCGGACCCUCUCGCGAUGGCACCAACUUUGCUGUGGUUCAUUGCACGGGGUAUAUCAAGAAUUGGCCGCCCACGGAUAUGUUCCCCAAUAUGCAUAUGGAGCGGGAUGUAGACGACAUGACGUCCCACUGCUGCCUGGUGGCCAUCGGUAGGCUGCAGGUCACCUCCACGGCAGCGAAUGACAUGAGCGGCUCAAACAAUCAGAGUGAAUUCAUCACACGCCAUGCCAUGGACGGGAAAUUCACGUUUGUCGAUCAGCGUGUGCUAAACAUUCUGGGCUACACCCCAACGGAGCUGCUAGGGAAGAUUUGCUACGACUUCUUUCAUCCCGAAGAUCAGAGUCACAUGAAGGAGAGCUUCGAUCAGGUGCUCAAACAGAAAGGACAGAUGUUCUCUUUGCUCUACAGGGCACGGGCCAAGAAUUCCGAAUACGUUUGGCUGCGCACCCAGGCGUAUGCCUUCCUCAAUCCCUACACCGAUGAAGUGGAAUACAUUGUGUGCACGAACAGCUCCGGGAAGACCAUGCACGGUGCUCCGAUUGACGCCGCUGCGGCCCACACACCUGAACAACAGCAACAACAGCAGCAGCAGCAGGAGCAUGUUUAUGUGCAGGCCCCUGGCGUGGAUUACACACGCAGGGAACUCACUCCCGCUGGCAGUGCCACCAAUGAUGGGAUGUACCAGACCCACAUGCUCAGCAUGCAGGCGCCCACGCCACAGCAGCAGCAACAGCAGCGUCCGGGAUCGGCCCAGAACACACCAGUGGGCUAUGCCUACGAUACAACGCAUUCGCCGUACAGCGCAGGUGGACCCUCGCCACUGGCCAAGAUCCCCAAGUCGGGCACGUCACCUACGCCCGGGGCGCCCAAUGCGUGGGGCGCACUGCGUCCGCAACAGCAACAGCAGCAACAACAACAGCCCGUCACCGAAGGCUAUGCGUAUCAGCAGACCAGCCCGGCACGGUCGCCGAGUGGACCAACCUACACGCAGCUAAGCGCUGGCAAUGGCAAUCGGCAGCAGCAACCCCAACCGCAGGGACCAUAUCAGGCAGUACCACCGCCGCCACCACCGAAUGCGCCGGGCAUGUGGGACUGGCAGAAUGCAGGAGGUCACCCACAUCCUCCCCAUCCGACGGCGCAUCCGCAUCAUCCGCAUGCACAUCCCGGGGGACCAGCCGGAGCCGGUCAGCCGCAAGGUCAGGAGUUCUCCGACAUGCUCCAGAUGCUCGAUCACAGUGCACCCACAACAUUCGAGGAUUUGAACAUAAAUAUGUUUAGUACACCGUUUGAGUAAUCCCUACAGUCCUAUGCAAUCCAAUCCCACUCUAUCUGCCGCGUCUCUCUCUCUUGACCAUUUCUCAAGUGCAAUCUAUCGGAAAAUUGUUGAAAUAAUUCAGCCAAAACGCAGACCCAUGGUAAUCUCGUAAAUAGCAAUUUAAGUACAUAACGAUGGGGCACGUACACAAGAAUUCCGAUAUUCGUAUCUUCAUUUUGUCGGCCCCUCCCUAAACCCCGCUAAUUCGCAAAAAGCUAAAGGUAUUUGCAAUUAAAGAGCACACAAGAGCGAUAUAUAUUUAUUCAGAGCCUAUGAAUUCUAUACGAUUUCUGAAAAGGGCUUCGACUUGGGAGUGAAAUUUUCUCUUAUCUUCUUUUCUCAUUAAGUGCUCCAACCAUUAUGCAAAUUUUCAAGUUCAUAUGCAACUUAUAUACAUAUAUAAAUACGUAUACAAAUCGUAGUCUAAUAUACAAAAAUUGUUAAUUUUAAGCAAAAGCACAUACAAACCCUCCCCUGAAAAGUAUUGCCCUCCAGCGCCAACAUUGACACCAAUCCAAUUCUCCCAUUAAUUUCGCUCGCUUUCUGCGAAUGCAAACAAAAGUAUAUCACACACACAUCUGCAUAUAUUCAUUUAUAAACAAAUUCGCUUAAUGUGCAGCUUUUCUUUCGUUUUUAGACGAAAACGUCUGAACUUUCAAGCUCAAUACAGUGGCGUUCAAAAUUGAAUUGCACAUACGUACUGGAAACAGAGGCGGCACAAACUACAUUGUCAGCUGCAAGACGAAUGCACCCCCCCCACCCAUUCAAUUAUGACAAAUUAGUUAUUAAGCAAAAAAAACUUCAAGAAACAAAUUUUUACACAAAUCGUUUAGUCGCUAAGUCCACCCCUUUUUUUGUAAUUAAGCCACAAAAUCAACGAUUAUGCUUAGAGUUUUGGGGUAUUGAGAACAAAUAUUUCGGUUUUUAAUGAAAAAUAAACUUAAUGUACUACUAA